Molecule: messenger RNA, 4151 nt
Organism: Loxodonta africana (African savanna elephant)
Lineage: Eukaryota; Metazoa; Chordata; Mammalia; Proboscidea; Elephantidae
Gene: VPS37B
Product: VPS37B subunit of ESCRT-I
Exons: 4
Coding region: 1122-2123 (333 amino acids)
Biological process (GO): protein targeting to vacuole; ubiquitin-dependent protein catabolic process via the multivesicular body sorting pathway; protein targeting to membrane
Cellular component (GO): ESCRT I complex
Source: RefSeq, a predicted model, not a curated record
UGCUCAUUAUGCCCUACGAAAAUAAGAUUUAUAGGAUUCCUUUUUACGGUUAUAAAAAGCACUGGCUUCCAGCCCUACCUGUACUUUGGAGUCACCUGGGGCAUUUGAAAACAAUACCUGUGCCAGAGCCCCAAUGCCUAGAGAUUCUGGUUGUUUUGGGGUUGGCCUGGGCAUUGGGAUUUUUUAAAAGUUUCUCUUCCUCUCCCCCAUGCCCCCCACCGCAAACCCCAAAACCAAACCUGUUGCCACUGAGUCAAUUCUGACUUAUGGCGACCCCAUGUGUUACAGAGUAGAACUGCUCUAUAGGGCUUUCUCGGCUAUUGUCUUUAUGGAAGGGGGCUGUGGUGGCACAGCGGGUAAGUGCUCAGCUGCUAACUGAAAGGCUGGUGAUUUGAACCCCCCAGCCACCCCAUGGAAGAAAGAUGUGGCAGCUUGCUUCUAUAAAGACUACAGCCUUGGAAACCUUGUGGGGUAGUUCUGUUCUGUCCUAUAGGGUCAGUAUAAGUCAAAAUGGACUCAACGGCAAUGAGUUUUUUUUUUUUUUUAGUCUUUAUGGAAGUAGUUCGCCACGCUAUUCUUUUGUGAGGCCACUGGGUGGGUUUGAACUGCCAGCCUUAAGGCUAGUAGUUGAUUUUAAGCCACUGGAACUGAGUUCUGAUGAACAGCUGGAGUUGAGAAGCCCUGCUGAGCAACAGUACUUAACAACAUGCUGGCGUGCCUGUGUGUAGUGUAAAUAAGCGCUGGUGCCUUUUUCAAGGUUACCUUGGGAGACCUGCCCUUGCUUAGGACUUUGGAGGAAAUUCUGCUUUCGGAAUUACCCUCUGGUCCAGUGUGAGAGCCCACGAAAACAGUCUCAGAUGACUUAGUAUGGGGGCCCACCUGUUGCAUGUGGGAUUUGGGGCAUUUAGUGCUUGACAAGCACAGCUUCUUGUUAUUUUUUUUCAUUCAACAGAUAUUUGCUGAGCAGCUGGCAUGUGCCAGGUGCUCGGUCUGUGACAGACAACGGGAUACUGCCUUCCGGAGUUUCUGUUCCCCUGGGGGAGAGGGGUGUGGAUAGUGAGAAACAAAUUUAAUGAUCACCGAUGGCAAUUCUCCAUUUCUAGAAUUUGGUCUUUUCGAGAAUGUUGUGUAUGUGGCCGGUUGGAGGAUGUGGCCUGCUGGGAGUGGCUUCCUUUGCUCAGCACACCGCUGCUCUGGAGGUUCAUCCAGGUUGUAGUUCUUUUGGGUGGUUCCUUUUCAUUGCUGGUUCGGAGGUGUGGCAGGGCCGCAGUUCGCUUAACCAUUCACCUGUCGAGGGACACCUGGGUCGCCUCAAGUUUUGGGCUGUUGCAGGUGAAGCUGCUACACAGAGUGUGCAGCUUAACAAAGAAAUGACGCUCACCAGCAACCGAAGCCUGGCAGAAGGGAACCUGUUGUACCAGCCACGACUGGACAGUCUGAAAGCAAGUCUGACCCAAAAAUACCAGGAACUCCAGGUGCUAUUUGAAGCCUAUCAGAUAAAGAAGACCAAACUUGAUAAACAAUCGAAUAACGCUUCCUUGGAGACCCUGCUGGCACUUCUUCAAGCUGAAGGGGCCAAGAUUGAGGAAGACACGGAGUGUCACUGCGUCUUUCAGAACAUGGCGGAGAAGUUCCUUGAUGGAGAGCUUUCUCUAGACUCCUUCAUUGACGUCUAUCAGAGUAAGCGGAAGCUGGCCCACAUGCGGAGAGUUAAAAUUGAGAAACUCCAGGAGAUGGUGCUGAAGGGGCAGAAACUCCCACAGGCCCCGGCCCCGCUGCCACCCAGGGUGCCCGAGCCUGCGCUUGCCACCCCCCUGUCCUACCCCGCCCCCGAGGCCAGCGGGCCGCUCGCUGUUGUGCCACGGCGCGUCCCCCCUCCGCCACCCCCGGUGCCAACAGGAUGCUUAGCCACACCGUUCGCAGCCGCCACGGGCUUGGGACAGGCCCUUCCGUACGCUGGAUUGCAGUGCCCUCCACUGCCCCCCCGAGUGGGCCUCUCAUCUGCCGGCUUUCCCCACCAGCAGGGCUUCUCCGCACAGUUCGUGUCGCCGUACCCGCCUGCCCUCCCUCAACGGCCCCCGCCCCGGCUGCCCCCGCACCAGCCGGGCUUCAUCCUCCAGUGAGUGACCCGUCUCUCCUGAGACUCGCCUGCCGGUGGCGUCUGCAGGCCUUUGCACGCAUGAGAGGGCACGUCGCUGGGCUGCGGAUCCUGGCCACCGUGGCCUAUGGUGUUAGAGUUGAGCUGUGGGGGCCGCCUGCAGACUGGCACCCUGCAUGGGGGCAGGGUGCAGCCUCAGUGUGCUUCCCAGAUAUUUUCGUGUCAGUGAACUUGGGAGCUAAAAAACCCUUCCGCCCCGUCCCGUUUAGAACCUGGUCCUCCCGUCGCAGCUCACGAAUUGUCGUUCAUUUGGCUCCUUCAUCAGGUUUAUUCUGAAAGGCUGUCCUGUGGGCCCUGGCAGGGCCAGCUGGAAGGUGCCCCCCAGCCCCAGCGGGCGGUCGUGCUGUCUGUGAACCUGGGGGUCACCCUCCCAAUCUCCUGUCCGCCCUGACCCCGGCUGCUUGUGAGAGGCCCGAGAGCCACCGUGGAGUCUGCGCCGGGCCAGCCACCGCGCCUGGAGCGGGCUGGUAGAGGAGCUGGGAGCGGUUCUCGCCCAGCAGCCGGGCCUGGUGCUGCCUCAGCUCCGUGCCAGCCUGGCGUGUUUCUGCCCGAUGUGGGCCCCUGGUGUUUUACUCUUUGUGUACUUUCACUCUUUUGUAUUGGCUAGAAACCUUUUUGACACUCGUGAGAUUAUUCAGGGAAACUAUAAAAAAUGCACAUCUUAUCCUGAGCAGGCUGAGCAGCGGAUGAAGUGGGUGCAAUGUCCUUUCUUGUAAGUGGUGCACAGUCCCCCUGCGGUGCCCGUGCUGUGCCUUAGCGCCACCUGGUGCCAGGAUUGGGCCGGGAGGGGCCGCCAGGCGCCCCUUCCUCCAGGGUUGGGUAUACCUUGGCGGGCUGUGCCUGCCAGACCCCAGAGCAGAGUGGUUCUGCUUUCAGGGAGGAAGGGCUUGUUCACGCUCAUUGUUUGGUUACAGGCGGGAGGACGGUCCUGCCGCUGCCAGCCAGGAUCCGCUUAGCCAACGUUCCCUGCCUCUGGCUGGCUGCCGCCUUGGGCAGCAGCGGGUUGUGGGGCUGGGCAGGGAUGGUGUGGGGUGCGCUCUGAGAAGCGUUUUGUCUUGGAGAAGGCCCGGCUCCCAGGCUCUUCACCUUGCAGGCACACGUACGUUUUGACAGAUGAAGGCCUGGGUGCUCGUUGGAGUUCGUGACACCUCAUCCUGUCACCUGUUAGACAGCCGGCCCCUAAUGAUCCCCGCCUAGCUGGCUGCUGCCCAGGGUGACAGAAUCUCACAGGGCAGAGGUGGUCUGCUCAGGAGUGCCACGGGUGGGGCUGCCAACCUUCGUACUCAGUGAUCCUCUGCUCUGCUCCUGGACUUGAACUCUACUGUAUUGUAACUUUUUUAAACAAAACUGUACAGGACAUUCAGCGCCACGCCAAUUGGGUGGGCUCACCCCGUCCUGGAACCUCGGGAACUGGUGCCACUUGCUCCUAGGAUACCUCUGUGGCUGCCCGCCGCCGCCAAGAUGCCCAGCCUGGCAGCAGAGCCGGCGCCAGAAGUGUGAGCACAGCUGUGGGUGUUGUGAAGGGGCCACGGCUGAAGCUGUGCUCUGAGGCUGUGGGACCUUUUAAUGAACAAAUGUCUUCCUAACAAUCCUGUCGCUUACUUACUUGGGGACCUUCGUCAUGGAGUGGUUCUGAAAUGUCAGUGAGCAAAGUUCCAGCAGUAAACGGAUUGGUCGGGCUAGUGCUGAAGUUAAAUACAAAGCACCCACCUGAGACCACCCAAGUGUCCACCUUGGGUCAGGCCCCCGGCACCGGCAGCAGGGCCUUAUCCUGUACGUUUACGUUCCAGUAAACAUCAGGGAAGGGCAGCAAGGAGCACGGCACGUCUCCCCCAACCCCGCUCCCACCCCAUAGGAGAGCGUGUCUUUAGGGCCACCGCCCUGCCGGGGACUCUGGGCCUCUGUUCACAGUGUCACCACUGUGUGCUGUACAGCCAAUGGAAACUCAAGUUACGAUGUUCUCUGGUUAUUUCAAAUAAAUGGUAGAAUUCCA